Messenger RNA from Talaromyces atroroseus, 2259 nucleotides. RefSeq lists its product as hypothetical. Bases 1 to 2259 code for a protein of 752 amino acids. The transcript has 2 exons. The record is from RefSeq and is a predicted model, not a curated record. Lineage: Eukaryota; Fungi; Ascomycota; Eurotiomycetes; Eurotiales; Trichocomaceae.
AUGGAAAGACAACACUUGGAUGCUGCGGAGCAUCCACAUCACACGCUUCCAUACAUUGACGUCGAGCUCCAAUUCGACCCGCUCCAGGCUGACCCGCUGCUUCAGAAAUCGCUCGUGCUCGAUGACAGCCACAAUACCGCCGAUGAUCUUCUUUCCGACACAGAUACGUACGACAGCCGUAGUUUUAGCAUGAUGGCUGCCCCCAAUAGUUUGGGCCAUCACAAGCGCAAAUUGUCGCCAGACGAAGAAUUGUCAGAUUCAGAGUCGACAGACGCCACUUCUGACAUGUCAGGAAGAUUCGAUGAUGCGGAUGAGGAGUCAGAUGUCGAGCAGCACCAGCAGCAGAGCACAGUGGCAAAGACGGAGACGGAGACAGAAGGGGAUGCUGCUGUUGUUGCUGCUGGAGCAGAACAAGUGCAUUCGGCUAAGCGUGGGAGAUCGAAUGGCUGGCCGCUGCAAAAUGAGAUUGCAUACGAUGAGAAUGGCAUGAAGAUCGAUCUGAGUGCACGAAGGGCCACCCCAACGCCCACCCCAACGCCUACAAAGACAAAAGCAAAAACCAAAGGCACGAAUUCGGCAUCACCACGUGCAAGAUCCGCCGCGCCGGUGCUGCGCAUUCGACGCUCAAGAUUCAUCGAAGGAAGUAUGAAUGAUCGAGUUAGCGAGAAGCCGCCAAGCAUUUUCUUUCGGGACGAUCAGAUUCAGGACCAGAACCAGGGAUAUAACCUGUCACAUUCUGACGCCGCUGCGGGUGGAGAGAAGAAGACUCUAGAGAAAAGAUCGUCAGGAAUAUUCCGGUUUGGGAAGGCUAUAGCCUCAGCUUUUCAUCCCUUUGGAUCCCGCGGUGCCAACAAACCCGAGCUUUGGAGAAACUCGCAAGACGCCGGUGGUGCCAAGUCACAGAAGGAAAUCAUGAAGCAAAGACAGAUCAAGGCAGAGCAGGCCUAUGCUGAAUUGAAAAAGUCUGGCUACAAGGGCACGGGUACUACUUGUUCCUAUGCCAAUACCAACUUUAAUUACAACAGCAACAACAAAGUUGAUGCUGGCAUCGCCGAUGAAACAUGGAAAGCGAUUCAAGAGAAGAUGGGCUACAAGGUAGCCAAUGAGAGCCGGAUCUCACAGGACGAUACUCUUGUUGCUGCGCCUGGAGCCAGGGAAGAAGCGCUCACUCCUUUAUGUGCCGAGAAGGGGGUUUCAAAGUUCAAAUCUUUCUCUGAAUUGCGGAAGCGCACCUCAAACCUUAGCAUCCCGGCGAUACGAUUUCGUGAUGCGUCUCCUAUGGGCAUACCGCCGUCUGACCGAGAGGACGAGCACAACCACAACUCACAUCGAAAUAUGGAGCGACGACAGUCGCGCAAAGAGCUGAAUAGACAGGCCAAAUUGCUGAAAAGAGUCAGCAAUCUGGAAGACAAGUUACUGCGAGCUCGACGAGAGCUGCGAGAAUUCGUCGACUUGUCUGACUUGGCCGACGAAAAUCAUUGUCAACAUCUACCGACAAUACCGACUAUCUGUGUCGAUGACGAGCACAGUCGGCCUAGCGCUCUGCCUACCAUUCUCUCAGAGAGGCUUCUCGACGACGGGCAUGUUCACAAUCCCUUCGAGACUGAGACAGAGUCUGAUACCAUAAAGCGAGGAGCUAGCCACAAGAGUGCGAUGUGGCCACCUGUUGACAGCCUGUCACGCAAGCGUAGACAACCGAUUGCGGCCGUAGCUGCAGAUGACUCUGAAACUGAGGUCAAUAUGAUGCAUCACAACGUCGAUGAUGAUAUGGAUUGUGAAGUUUAUGACGCCGACUGCGGUAAGGCAUACGAUGACAACUCCCCUAGAAGCACCACAGCAGCUAAACGUGUGCGUAAUAAACUUCGAUCAACGCGAGACAAGCGAGCCUCCAGUUUGACGACCAAGGCGAGUCAACGUCUGAAAGCCAAGCAGUCGUCUCGCAAUUUGCGCCAGGUAGCCAACCAAAGUGCGAUUAAGAACAACAGCGAUAGCAAAAAAGACGAGAAAACAACCAGUAAUCAUCUUCAGGAACAAGAAGGAAACAACGCGUCAUCUACACCUACAUCAUCCGCGCAAAAGAAAAGAGGACGGACUUAUUAUGGUGACGACGACGAGAAUAUCCCGCCUGUCCCACCCGUUCCGCAGGAGUUGUUGUCAGGAGAUAAUGGUAGUAGUAAGAUUACUACGAGGGGGAUGAAAGCUGUUUUGAAGCCGAGAGUUCCGUCGAAGGAGUUUUCUUGGCCGGAGGAUAUCUUCUGA